This is a messenger RNA of Salvia hispanica, 1184 nucleotides long. RefSeq lists its product as uncharacterized. Lineage: Eukaryota; Viridiplantae; Streptophyta; Magnoliopsida; Lamiales; Lamiaceae. The record is from RefSeq and is a predicted model, not a curated record.
UCAUGGAUUACUCCAAAAUCAAUCCCAAACAGAUUCUUGCAAUCCUCUCUUUAAUGGUAGCAACCCUAAUUCUUGUUUCUUCAUGGGAGCCUUUAACCUACAAACGAAACUCAUUUCUCUCAGAGAAGAUAAAUUCAACCUCUGAAAAAGACGAGUUGGAGGUUGCGUUGGAGAAGGCGUCUAUGGCGAAUAAGACGGUGAUCAUCGCCUUCAUCAACGAAGCGUACGUGGAGCCCAACGACGGCCAAUAUCCCUCCAUGUUCGAUCUCUUUGUCGAGGGUUUUUGGGUGGGAGAAGAUACCCGGCGCCUCCUUAGCCAUCUGGUGGUGGUCUCCAUGGACACCACCGCCCACCAAAGGUGCCUCUUCCGCCGCCUCAACUGUUACAUGAUGGCGGCGGAAGGCGAUGGUCUCGCCGGAGAGAAACUCUACAUGUCGGCUGGGUUUAUAGAGAUGAUGUGGAGGCGGACGUCUUUUCUCCUCCAACUUCUAAGCAGAGGAUAUAAUUUCAUCUUCACGGACACAGAUGUAUUAUGGCUAAGGAAUCCAUUGACAAGGCUGGUGAUGAACGAAUCCAUGGACUUACAAAUAAGCACAGACAGGUUCAACGGCGAUGCAUCCUCAACCAGAAACCUUGUCAACACAGGGUUUUACUUCAUCAAAUCCAACAACAAAACGACAUCAUUGUUUCAGAGAUGGUACGACACGAGGAAGAACUUGAGUGAGGUGAAAGAGCAAGACGCGCUGGAGAUGCUAAUAAGGCAUGGCAUCCUCACACGACUCGCCAUUAAAACAAGAUUCCUCGACACCCUCUAUUUCAGUGGGUUUUGCAGUGACAGUCGCGACGUCAGAUCUGUCGCGACUGUCCAUGCCAACUGCUGCCGGAGCAUCCGAGCAAAGGUCCUCGAUUUGAAGGCUGUUUUGAGGGAUUGGAAGGGGUUUAGACAAGUGGAAAGCAAUGGUGUUCCUUCAAAUACUACUAAUAGCUUUACAUGGUCUAGACAUACAUAUUGUUACAAUUCAUGGCACCAAGGAGCCUCUUAAGAUUUUUUUAUUUUAUUUUUCGAACUAAGGAAAACAGAAAAGGAGAAUAUCAUGGGGUGACAUGACAUCUAGAUAUGUAUACUGUCCAAUUUUUACUCCCUCUGUCCGCAUGAAGCGAAAUAUUUCUUUUUCGGCGCGAGA